Candida dubliniensis CD36 is the source of this 1743-nucleotide messenger RNA. Its product is annotated as protein-lysine N-methyltransferase. The transcript has a single exon. The record is from RefSeq and is a predicted model, not a curated record. Gene Ontology annotation, cellular component: nucleus. Gene Ontology annotation, biological process: peptidyl-lysine monomethylation. Lineage: Eukaryota; Fungi; Ascomycota; Pichiomycetes; Serinales; Debaryomycetaceae. The coding region runs from base 1 to 1743 and encodes 580 amino acids. Gene Ontology annotation, molecular function: protein-lysine N-methyltransferase activity.
AUGUCGUCUACACUAUCAAGUAAACUAGAUCAAUUAAAGAGCUGGUUGGAUAAAAACUCAUUUUGGCGAGAAGACUUGAUCAUAAAAGACUCACCGUAUGGAGGAAUUGGGGUAUUUAGUCAAGGUCCAAUCGAUAUUGAAGAAGACCCAUUAUUAUUACGUAUACCGAAAACCAACUUGUUAGCACCUAAGAACUCUUAUAUUUAUAAUCUUUUAGUAGAUUAUGAAUCUGAGAACUCAGAUAUUAUACUAUCGGAAGGGAUGUUUGGAUUAGUCAUUACGGUUAUUUAUGAACUUCAAUGUCAUGAUUCCUCACCAUGGUUCAAAUAUUUACAAACAAUCGACUUUAACAAUUCCCAAAUACCCGUUUGUUUAUGGGAUACAAUUGAUAAAGAAAAUUUAAAAAAUACUCAAUUGGAUCUAUUGAAUUUCCUUGACCCUCAAGAAUUAAUUGACUUCUAUAUAGAGGCCAUUAGAUUUGCUCAAAAAAAUCUGGAUAUAUUGCCAAUACCGUCAAUAUUAAAUAUAAAUAAUACAGAUUUGUGCUCAGAAAUAUUGAUUAAACAUCACAACGAUAAAUUAAUUGAAUUUGGUAAAGUUAUUCAAAGUGUGAUUUCUCGAGCAUUCAUGAUUGAUAAUUAUUACCAAUUGGGUUUAGUUCCUGCAGCUGAUUUAUUCAAUCAUUUAUCGCCAAAACUUAUAGAUGGGAAAGUUCUUGAUCGUGAAAAUAUCCAUUUUGUUUGUGAUGGAACAGUUUGUGAUAUAUGCGGAGAGCAAGAAUGUGAUCAUGAAGAGGACGAGGAAGAAGAUGAAGGCAUGGAACAAGAACCACAGGAAGACGACAAUCAUGCUGAGAGUAUUACUUCGAUUAGUAUGGACUACAUAUAUGAAAUGGAGCAAGAUGAAUUGAGUGACGCAGAUACUGAUGUUGAUCCAGAAGAAGCAUCGACGUUAUCUAUGGAAGAAGAAAUUAGAGUGAAUGGCGCCGACCAAGAUUUGGCAAAUGAAUUAUCAGAUAGCUCAAAAUGCUGUGAUGCGAUUUUGAUCCGUGAGCCACAAGAGCAGCAUGGGUUCGAAAUUUUCAAUUCGUACGGGAAUGAGCUUUCAAACGCCCAACUAUUACAGAAAUACGGGUUUAUAGAUAUGGACAACAAUCCCAAUGACAUAUGUUUACUUUCAAUUCAAUUUUUCAAACAAUUGAAAACCUUGAAAGACAAAUUGGGAAACCCUAAAAAAGCAAAAGAGUUGGAUCAAAAAAUAGAAUGGUUGGAAGAAGUAGGAUAUGAAUUAAUUAAUGAAAUCAUCAAUGCUGGAGAAACUGAGCAUGAAGAACAUACUCACGACGAAGAGGAUUGCCAAGAUGAAAAUUGUAAUCAGAAAUAUGGAGAAGUUGUUCUUCCAGAGUCAUGGCCCCUUGCCAUAUUUGUAAGAAACAUAGAUGGAAGUUGUUCACCACAAACCUACGCAAUUUUAAAAUUAGUUGAAUUGAAACACCCUUAUUUUGUUCAAAAAUUAGAAUCAAUUGAUAAUGAAAAGAUAUUAAUGAAAAACAUUCAAAAAUAUCUAUUGAAUCACACUGAAAAAGAAUUGAAAUCGUUUAAUAAAACGGUGCUGAAUUGGUGCAAAAAUAGACUACAAAAAUACCCAGAUUCAAUCAAACCAAGUGAACAUAGCGAACAGAUAUCAACAAUCAUCAACCAAGAAAAGCGCAUAUUACAUAAAUUUAUAGGCUUACAUAGCUAA